UCUCUGUCUCUCUGUCUCUCGGUCUCUGUCUCUCUCUCUCUCUCUCUCUGUCUCUCUGUCUCUCUGUCUCUCUGUCUCUGUUUCGGGAGAGGACGGACAUUGAUUCCUCAUUGAGAAAGAAACAGGCCUUUUCUAGAGACCUAGCGUGUCUGAGAGGAAGCAGCCAUGCGUUUCCCUCUGUUGUUGACACUGCAGGCGCUGUGGGCCAGUGUGUGCCAGACCAUGCAGCACUACCCUGCUGCCUGGGGACACUACGACGUGUGUAAAUCUCAGGUGUACACGGAUGAAGGACUCACCUGGGAUUACAUGGCCUGCCAACCUGAGGCCAUGGACAUGACCAAGUACCUGAAGGUUACGGUGGACCCACCCAACAUCACCUGUGGAGACCCACCUGAGACAUACUGCGCCCUGGAGAAUCCGUACAUGUGUAACAACGAAUGCGACGCCCAAAACGAGGACCUGGCCCACCCUCCGGAGCUCAUGUUCGAUUUCGAAGGUCGGAACCCCACAACCUUCUGGCAGUCCAGUUCCUGGAAGAAAUACCCCAGGGCCCUCCUGGUCAACAUCACACUGUCCUGGAAAAAAACCAUUGAGCUGACCGACGACAUCGUGGUCACCUUCGAGUCCGGACGACCCGAACAGAUGGUUCUGGAGAAGUCUCUGGACUACGGUAAGACCUGGCAACCCUACCAGUUCUACGCCACAGACUGUCUGGACGCCUUCACCAUGGAGCACAAGACUGUCCAGGACCUGACCCAGCACACACUUCUAGACAUCAUCUGUACCGAGGAAUACUCCAGGGGCUACGUGUGGAAGAACGCUAAAACCGUCCGCUUCGAGAUCAAGGACCGUUUCGCACUGUUCGCCGGGCCACACCUCCACAACAUGGCAUCCCUCUACGGUCAGUUAGACACUACCAAGAACCUGAGGGACUUCUUCACCAUUACAGACCUGAGGGUCCGGCUCCUCCGACCGGCCACCGGGGCCACCAUGGUGGACGAGAACAACCUGUCCAGAUACUUCUACGCCAUCUCUGAUAUCAAGGUGCAGGGCAGGUGCAAGUGUAACCUUCACGCCAACAGUUGCGUGUUUGACAAAGAGAAGCUAAAUUGUGAGUGUGAGCACAACACCACGGGACCGGACUGUGGCCGCUGUAAGAGGAACUACCAGGGACGGACGUGGAGCGCAGGAUCCUAUCUUCCAAUCCCCAAGGGCACGGCAAAUACCUGCAUCCCCAGUAACAUUGGUCCAGUUAUUCGGCCGAAUGUCUCAUCUCUAGGUGUUGCUAACCGAAACCAAGCCCGAGUGUGUGACAACGAGCUCCUGCGCUGUCAGAACGGUGGUGUGUGUCUGAACAACCUGAGGUGCCAGUGUACCCCGGCCUACACGGGCCUGCUGUGUGAGAAGCCCCGCUGUGAGUCGGAGCUGGGGAGCUGUGGUGGGCCCAACUCGGGUCAAGCCGCCCUCUCGUCUACAUCGCUCCCCACCCUGCUGCUGCUGGGCUGGAUGCUGCUCAGAGGGGCCUCCUACUGACCCUGGCCUACUCUGCUCUGAGAACCAUAGACCUACUGUCUAUUCUGAACUGGUGGAGCGUACUGCUCAAUAAUCAACUACAACAACAACCAGAACUACAACUGCAACCAGAACUACAACACCCAUGAGUUCAUUCUACUGUACUGUAAUGUACUGUACGAGCUGUCCACCAGACACAGCAAGGACACACACUGUCUGUAAGGAAACGUGCCAGAAUGAACACAAAACUUUAAUUUAAGGAAAUAAAAUAAAGCAUAUAUAAAAAUUAGAGUAAAUACCAGAUAUUUAAAAAAAGAGUUUAACUUGAGCAUUUGCUUCAUAAAAAGUCAAACCAGUUCGACAACGGAGACCAGUGACCUAAGCCAUACCAGAGACAUUUCCCCCUUACUGUCAAAAGGUGGGACUGGGGAUGACAGACACUUUACUCACUUCCUCUCUUAUCGCCACGGCAACAGCAGCUGUGAACCAAUCAGCGGCAACAAGCUCUAGAUAGCAAGGCCAGCAGCUGCUAGCUGCCCCUGUUCCCAGGGGUUUGAUGCUGGCUGCACUGAACUGCUUCUGGGCUGAACUGACUGACUAACUGACUUGCUAACUGACUGGCUAACUGACUGGCUGACUGACUGGCUGACUGACUGGCUGACUGACUGGCUGACUACAUAAAACUGUCCCUACCCAUGCUGAUUUGAAAAAUACAUUUAAAAAAAAGAGAAAUCGAGCCGGAGGAAAAAUAAUAAAAUAAAAAAGGAAAUGUAAGCAUUCUUUGCUGUCAGUAUAUUGUGGAUAUAAGGUAAUCCAUCCAGACUGCCACAAAUCUUACCCAAGUCUAUCUCUCUCUCUCCUUUUCUAAUUCUGUCUCUCUCUCUGUCUCUCUCUCUCUAUUUAUCUUUCUGUCCUCCUGUUCCUACUUCUCUAUCUCCCUAUAUUUCUCGGCUGUCCCCCUCCCUCCCUCCAGCCCUAUCCAGCCCCUAGCUCCUACCCAGCCCCUCCAUCCAGUCCUACCCCUCCCUCCAGUCCUACCCAGCCCCUCCAUCCAG
This is a messenger RNA of Oncorhynchus mykiss (rainbow trout), 2567 nucleotides long. Its product is annotated as netrin-G1-like. Gene Ontology annotation, biological process: tissue development; animal organ morphogenesis; axonogenesis. The record is from RefSeq and is a predicted model, not a curated record. Lineage: Eukaryota; Metazoa; Chordata; Actinopteri; Salmoniformes; Salmonidae.